This is a messenger RNA of Equus caballus (horse), 3765 nucleotides long. The record is from RefSeq and is a predicted model, not a curated record. NCBI's taxonomy places the organism in Eukaryota, Metazoa, Chordata, Mammalia, Perissodactyla, Equidae.
CUGCAGCCCUGCAGGCUGCCGAGCCCGAGUCGGUCCCGAAGCGGAAGUGCUCCUCCGGGCCAGUGUUGUAACGGUCUCCUCUGCAGCGAGCAGAAAAUCUGUUGUCGAGAGAGAGGUUGAGGGGGCGAGAGCUAGGGGUGAUGGCUGAGUGAUGGGGAGUUCUAGGGGACGAGUGAAGGGGGAUUUGUGGGGGUCAUUGACGUGGGGGCUUGUGGGGUGAGUGAUGGGGGACCGAGAGGUCAGUCAAUGAGGGUAUGUGGGCUCAGUGGUGGACAAAGUUAUGGGGCUAGUCAGGGUUGAAUGGGGCUUAUUCAACUUUGACUUUUACACAUUUUCCAGCACAGUGACCUGCGCUGAGGGUUCUUACGCAUCCCUCAGGCCCCUCCUUCGGAGCGCCCCGCCUCUCCCUCUGCUCCUCUCCCCUUGCCCCAGCCCCUAGGUAGGGGCCUGGCGUGGAUGCUCCAGCUGAAGUGAAUCUGCAUCCGAAGGCUUCCUUCCGGCUCCUGGGCAAGACGGCCCCAGUGAGCUCUGCCUUCACACAUCUCUGCCUUUCCCCAGAAGAGCAGGAAAUGGCUGCAUCCCAGGGACUUCUGACAUUUGAGGACGUCGCUGUGGAUUUCACCCAGGAGGAGUGGCAGUACCUGAACCCUCCACAGAGGACCUUAUACAGAGAUGUGAUGCUGGAGACCUAUAGCAACGUGGUCUCCGUGGCAGGGCAGCAGGUUACCAAACCAGACCUCAUCCUCAAAUUGGAGGUGGAAGAGCCGUGCCCAGCAGAAGGAAAAAUCCCAGUUUGGAGCUUUCCAGAAGAAGCCUGCCAAGUUGAUGAACAGAUUGAGAGACAGCACCAGGAUGAUGAAGAUAAAUGUAUCUUGAUGCAAGUUGGAUUCCCUGAUGAGAAAACAGUUACCACCAAGAGUGACCAUGACUAUAAUGAAUUUGGAAGCACACUUCACCUGAGUACAAACCUUGUCGUUUCAAUACAAAGACCCCAUAAAUAUGAGUCAUUUGGAAAUAAUAUGGUAGAUAAUUUAGACUUAUUUAGUAGAAGCUCUGUAGGAAAGAAACAUGAUAAUGGAUGUGCAAAAUUAUUCUUCCAUACUGAGUACGAGAAAACAACUCCUGGAGUGAAACCCUAUGGAUAUAAAGAGUGUGGAAAGGCCCUCAGGCGAAAGAAAGGUCUUAGUCUACAUCAGAGGAUUAAAAAUGGAGAGAAGCCCUUUGAAUGUACUGCAUGUAGGAAAACCUUUAGCAAGAAGUCACACCUCAUUGUACAUUGGAGAACUCAUACGGGAGAGAAACCCUUUGGAUGUACUGAAUGUGGAAAAGCCUUUAGCCAAAAAUCUCAGCUCAUCAUACACCUGAGAACUCAUACAGGAGAGCGACCCUUUGAGUGUCCGGAAUGUGGAAAAGCCUUCAGAGAAAAGUCAACUGUCAUCAUUCAUUACAGGACUCACACAGGAGAGAAACCUUAUGAAUGUAAUGAAUGCGGAAAAGCCUUCACUCAGAAGUCAAACCUCAUUGUCCAUCAGAAAACGCACACAGGAGAGAAGACUUACGAAUGCACUAAAUGUGGGGAAUCUUUCAUACAGAAGCUUGAUCUAAUUAUACAUCAUAGUACUCAUACAGGGAAGAAACCCCAUGAAUGUAAUGAGUGUAAGAAAACUUUCAGUGAUAAGUCAACUCUCAUUAUACAUCAAAGAACUCAUACGGGAGAGAAACCUCAUAAAUGUGCUGAAUGUGGGAAGUCUUUCAAUGAGAAGUCAACCCUCAUUGUGCAUCAGAGAACUCAUACAGGAGAGAAACCCUAUGAAUGUGAUGUGUGUGGAAAAACUUUCACCCAAAAGUCAAACCUUGGUGUACAUCAGAGAACUCAUUCAGGAGAGAAACCUUUUGAAUGUAAUGAAUGUGAGAAAGCGUUCUCUCAGAAAUCCUAUCUCAUGCUACACCAGAGAGGUCAUACAGGGGAGAAGCCCUAUGAGUGCAAUGAAUGUGAAAAAGCAUUUUCCCAGAAGUCAUAUCUCAUUAUACAUCAAAGAACUCAUACAGAAGAAAAACCCUAUAAAUGUAAUGAAUGUGGCAAAGCCUUCAGAGAAAAGUCAAAGCUCAUUAUACACCAGCGAAUUCAUACAGGAGAGAAACCCUAUGAAUGUCCUGUAUGUUGGAAAGCUUUUAGCCAGAAGUCACAGCUCAUAAUACAUCAGAGAACACACACAGGAGAGAAACCCUAUGCAUGCACUGAGUGUGGCAAAGCUUUCAGAGAAAAAUCAACAUUCACAGUACACCAGAGAACUCAUACCGGAGAGAAACCCUAUAAGUGUGCAGAAUGUGGGAAAGCCUUUACCCAAAAAUCAAACCUUAUUGUACAUCAGAGAACACAUACAGGAAAGAAGGCCCAUGGGAAAGGCCACACCCGAAAGUCAAAGCUCAUUGCACACUAGAGAGUAAAUCGACAGUGCCUGUUACAUACACUGAAGGAAAGCUUUGUUGAUUUAAUUAACGUUUUAAAAGUAUGUUCUGACUUCUGGUUUAAAUAUGGGGAGUAAAAUCAGCCUUUUUUCUUUUCAUCUCAGGCUUCACCCAAAAGCUACAGGGGGAAAAAGCAGCAGAAGUGUAAUCUCUGACAAAAUUAGAAGAGAGCUGAAACCCUGAUGAGAGGGCUGCCAGAGGCAGAGGAACUCAAGUACCAGCACAGGAGACUCAGAACAGAGAGAACUCUCAUGGCUGCAGAUGUGAGACGGGACUGGGAAGGAGUCUUAGCUGGGGUUCAGGCUAUACCCUGAGGGCAAGACUAUACACAUACACAACAGCAGUACCAGAGGGCAUGGGCUGGUGGGAGGUAGGAGGUCUCCUGGACCCAUUUGGGCUCUGAGAAGAGACAGGCAGGGGCUUCAACAAGGAAUCACUCGGACAAGCCGUACUUGCAGAAAGUAGCUUGUGCUCACAGGAGGAGCAGUUGGCGGGGGCUAGGGCAAGAGAAGGGAGUGCUCCUUGUGAAGGACCCUACAGCUGCCCCUGUUUGCUGACAUGGGAGAUGUCAAGUUGAAACGACUACCAAAUGGAAAAAAAAAAUCCCAGUUGUAAGAAAAACUCUGAUCUGCCCAGAAUGCGGCCCCUGUUUCUUCUACCACAUGAACCUCCAGAAAACAUCAAGUCCAGAAAAAACUAUUCAAAGUGGAAUGAUUCCAAAGUAAUCAAAACCAUGAAUGCACAUGGCUUGUGAGCCAGCAGUCCCCCUUCUAGGAAUGUAUAUACUCAUGCAUGUACAGAAUGACGAACACAGAGGUAUUCACUGAUCCACUGUUUAUAAAAACAAAAGGUUGAAAGCUGUCCAAAUGACACCACCAGAGAUCUGGUUCCUGAAAUCCUGGUACAUUCAUACAGCAAACUCCUAGGUAGACAAAAAUGCAUAAAUAUAUAAAGAGAACUUGGACACCAUUUGUGUAGUGAUGUGGGAUGGUCUCCAGCAUACAUUAUUAGGCGAGAAAAGCAAGGUGCAGGAUAAUGAAUAUAAUAUGCUACCAUUUGUAUCUAAAAAGGAGAACCAAUAGUAAGUACAUAGUUGAGUGUAUAUGCACAAACUAUCUGGGGAAGGAUACACGAGAAGCUGGGAACCCUGAGUACCUCUGGGAAAGGGAAGGGGAAGUGGGUGGCUGGGAGGAUGGAAUUGGGAGGGAGACAAUUGUAUACCCUUUGAUAACUUUUGAAAAUGAUAGUAUGUGGAUGUACUACCUUUUCAAUAAAUAAAACUUUUUAAAAAGCAUA